Chiloscyllium plagiosum (whitespotted bambooshark) is the source of this 4496-nucleotide messenger RNA. RefSeq names its product S1 RNA binding domain 1 (gene srbd1). The record is from RefSeq and is a predicted model, not a curated record. NCBI's taxonomy places the organism in Eukaryota, Metazoa, Chordata, Chondrichthyes, Orectolobiformes, Hemiscylliidae. Gene Ontology annotation, biological process: translation; nucleobase-containing compound metabolic process. Gene Ontology annotation, molecular function: structural constituent of ribosome; mRNA binding.
GCGCCAGCAGGCGGAACUGACGUCGCAGCAAGACAGCAGCGUGGAUGCUGAGAGCGGGCUCUGAACAAGGAAUAUCCUGAGAGAUACCGGUACUAGGGUGCAGAGCAGUACUCCGAGAGAAGGGGCUGGUACACUGGUACACCAGGGGCAGAGUGGCACUCUGUGAGAGGGGCACCGGGGGCAAAGUGGACUUCUGAGAGAGUGGUAGAGGGGCACCGGGGGCAGAGUGACACUCUGAGAGAGGGACACCAGGGGGCAGAGUGACACUCUGAGAGAGGGGCACCAGGGGGCAGAGUGGCACCCUGACAGAAGUGGGCUUUGACAGAGUGACAUCCCAACAGAGCAGUACAUUGAUAGAGGGGCAUCAGGGACAAAGCAGAAUUCAGAAACAGAGUGGCAGUGGGGACAGAGCAGCUGACCGGCACCUAGACCAGAGACCUGCAGAGACAACACUGAGAUCUUGUGUGGAAAAUAAUCGUGAUGUCGGGAAUAACAAAGUUAAGUCAAAAGCGACCAUUUUCAGAAGAUGAUGAUUCAUUUCUUAAUGCAACUUCAGAAUCUGAUUCUGAAGAGGAGGAGGAAGAAUGGAUUCCAAAAAAUAAAAUUGCAAGGAAACCAAAGAAAUCUACAGCAAGACCAAUGAUUGCAAAAAGGCAAGUCAAGUCUAAAGCAGGAAGUACAGAUAUAAAAAAGACAUCGGUGAAAAGAUCUCCAAAAAAGACAGCAGUUAAAAAGAACAGGAAAAAUACACCAGAAAAGACCAAAGUGGAUCCUACUGUAAUGGGUCAACCAACAGUAUUGAAUAACAAUGAAGAUAAAUUAUCUUUGCAAAUUAAGCAAAAUUUUAAAAACGUGGAACAGAUGACUCCGCAACCUGCAAUACAAAUUAAAAAAGAAAAUGAACAUUGUGUGGUUAAGGUGGAGCAACCAUCAACAAGCACAUAUUUGGAUAACAGGAAAAUCAAGGAAGAACCGGAUGUGUCUUUCACAUGGGAGGAACCAGCUUUAAAAAAGCAGAAGACUGAGAAUUGUCCAGUUGGGAAACCAGUAAAACUACAAAGAGGAUGUGUAGAAAUUGGGGAAACGCAAAUGAACUGGAAUAUAACCCAGGUUUUGUCUGAGAGGACAAACACAGAUGCAUGGGCAUGUGCAAAUGUCAUUCGUCUAUUUAAGGAAGAAAACACUAUUCCAUUUAUUGCCCGAUAUCGAAAAGAGCUUACCAACAACAUGGAUGCUGAUACUUUGCGAGAAGUACAACAGACACUUGAAGAAUUGACCACAGUAAUAAAGAAAGCACACACAGCCAUCCAGAAAUUAGCAAAAGAAGAAAAACUUACAUCAUUUUUAAAUAAAGCUUUGUUGAACUGCCAGACUGUGGAAGAAGUGGAACAUGUGUUUGCUCCUUAUAAAAGUGGAAGUAAGAAGACAAAAGCUCAGCAGGCACGUCAGCUUGGCUUAGAACCGGCAGCAAAUCUACUAAUUGACUGUCCGGGAGAACUUAAUCUGAAUAAUUACAUUAAAGCAAACAUAAAAGGUCUUUCAAAUGUGGGAGAAAUAGAGACAGGAAUUCAGCACAUAUUAGCAGAUAUGAUGUCUAAAGAUACAGAAACAUUGAACUAUGUCCGGAAAUUGUGUGAACAAAAUGUUGCUUUUAUUCAGUCAACUUUGACAAAAGCAACUACAAAAGAAAAGGAUGGACACAAAAAAGAUACUGAGAAAUUCCGUCUCUAUCAUAAUUUCAGCUGCAGCAUCAGAAACAUCCAUCAUCAUCAGAUUCUGGCCAUUAACCGAGGGGAAAAAUUGAAAAUCCUGACAGUGAAGGUCAGCAUUCCUGACAGAGUGAAAAAUGAGUUCUGUAGAUGGUGCAUCAAUGAAAGAUGGAGACCACGGUACUUUGCAAGGCCUGAAUUGAUGAAACUCUUGAAGGAUUCUGCUGAAGAUUCAUAUAAACGUCUCAUAUAUCCACUUCUGUGCAGAGAAUUCAGGUCCCGCUUAAGCACAGAUGCUGAGAAGGAAUCUGUUGCAAUGUUUGGGAGAAACCUUCGACAGCUUCUUUUGAUUAAUCCUGUACGUGGCCGAAUUCUGAUGGGGAUUGAUCCUGGCUUUAAGCAUGGCUGUAAAAUAUCAAUAAUUUCAGCUACAGGCCAAAUACUUCACACUGAUGUGAUUUACAUACAUGGUCCAGGAGCGCAGCGAGAAGCUGAAAAGAUAAGGCAUUUGCUUCAUAAUUACAGCUGUUCGACCAUCGUUAUUGGUAAUGGAACUGCUUGCAGGGAGACAGAAUCUUUCUUAGCUGACUUGAUUAACAGGAAAUAUUUUGCUCCACUGGAUGUUGUCUACUGUAUUACCAAUGAAGCUGGAGCGUCCAUCUACAGCGUCAGUCCAGAGGCUGCUAAAGAGAUGCCAGACCUGGAUCCCAAUAUCAGAAGUGCAGUCUCCAUAGCAAGGCGUGUUCAGGAUCCACUAGCUGAGUUGGUGAAAAUUGAGCCAAAACACAUUGGAGUUGGAAUGUACCAGCAUGAUGUGUCCCAGACUUUACUUAAAGCCACCUUGGACAGUGUGGUUGAAGAAUGUGUCAGCUUUGUGGGAGUGGAUAUCAACAUCAGCUCGGAAACCCUUAUGAGACACAUUGCAGGACUCAACGCUAGUAGAGCAAAAAAUAUAAUUGAAUGGCGGGAGAAGAAUGGACCAUUCAUCAACAGAGAACAACUGAAGGAAGUCAAAGGGUUGGGUCCAAAAACAUUUCAACAAUGUGCUGGUUUCAUUCGAAUUAAUCCAGAAAACAUAAAAAACUUUUGCAGCAAUCAACAGAAGUCUAAUAACGCCACGGGAGGUCAACCAGCAGCUGAAGCAGGAAGCAGUUCCAAAGCAGGUGGCGGAGGGGGAGCAACUGGGAAAACUAGUAAAAAGAAGGGAAAAAGCCAGGGCACUUCAAUGCACCCAAAUCCUUUAGAUCAGACAUGUAUCCAUCCUGAAUCGUAUAAUACAGCAACGAGGUUCUUAUCCUUCAUCAUUGGAGAUCUGUCUGACAUUGGCAGGCCUGUUAUGCAGUGCAAUGUGAAUGCAGUGCUGAAAGCCCAUUCAAUGGAGAUCUUAGCUGAAAAGUUUGAGACAACUGUACCAACACUGCAGAUGAUUAUUGAUGGACUGGUACAACCUCACGACUAUGAUAUUAGAGCAGGAUUUGAGCAGCAGGAUUUUAAAAGGAACAUUGUUUCUCUUAAUGACUUGAGAACUGGAACUGUUUUAACUGGAAGAGUGGAAAAUGCUACUCUCUUUGGUGUCUUUGUUGACAUUGGUGUUGGUCGAUCUGGUCUGAUCCCGAUUCGGUACAUUACAGCAGACAAGCUGCCCGCGACUACAAGACGUCGAAGUCUAGGUCUUGGACCGGGUGAAAGGGUGGAAGUUAAAGUGCUAGAGAUUGACCACACAAGAAAUCGUAUUUCAUUGGAUCUUAUUCGAGUUUUGUAAACAGAUCAAAUUUCUUUAGUCAAAUUCUUAGAUUUUUCAUUUUUUCCCACCUUGGAUUGGUAGAAUUCACUGCUGUUCCCUCUGAUGAACCUUAGCUUCUCAGCCCCUUUGUCAUGUUGUCACUAAUGCUGCAGUGCACAGCAUCAUCUCAUAAUAUUUAAAGGACCUUUUUUUUGUUUAUCACGUACAUGUUGAAAAUUUAAAAAUUGAUAUGAGAAAAUGUAUUAUUUGCAGCAUGAAUAGCCACCCAAAUUUGUGCAUGGACACAGCUUUACUGACCAGUUUGUGUAUUUGAGAGUAUAAGGCUUCAGCAGUAUUUAAUUCAGUUACCCUAAGAUUACACAACUAGUUCUCAUCAUGUCUGUAAUCUGUCCAUGUACAAGUGUUUAUUGCUUAAAAACUUAACAACAUCAUUACCACUCAUGUCUGUGGAUCUGAUCAAAGAGACUGAAUUUACGCAACAGGCUGCAUUGUCAGAAUAGUACCACUAGAAUUUGAUAUAUUUCACAAACACUGUACAAAAAUCAUCCAAAUUUUAAAAGUUUCCCUUGAUGUCAGCCUUCAGUUUUAAUUCAGAUAACCGCAGUUACUGUUUCAAGUAGUCACAAAUAAAACCAAAUUGGAUGGUUUUAAGAAAUGGUCUUUCCUUCAACAUCCUAGUUUUAGUUGAUUAAUUCUUUUCAUAACUGUUUUUGACAUACCCAGGCUUAGCUGCAAAAAAGAAGCGUAUGUUGUAAAUGAACAGCCCCAUAAGGGCUAAUGUUCAGAAUAGUCUUUCUUAUUUACAUGCUUUACUGAAUUAGUGCCUUUUUUUUAGACAGUCUGUAUAGCUAUUUCUAUAGCAUAUUGCUGUUCCUUGCCCCUUCCUUUAGUUGAUGAGAAAUUCACUUGUGUAAAGAUUCACGAACAAAACUGAUUUAUUUUGAUGGUCAGGCGUGUAUUGUUUGAAUCGUGUUUUGAAUAUGCUUCCAUCAGACCAAUUUGGAUCAAUGAUUUUGUGGACAUUAAACGCCUCUGAUUUUUGA